This is a messenger RNA of Fundulus heteroclitus (mummichog), 1528 nucleotides long. Its product is annotated as keratin, type I cytoskeletal 13. Gene Ontology annotation, molecular function: structural molecule activity. The record is from RefSeq and is a predicted model, not a curated record. The coding region runs from base 108 to 1277 and encodes 389 amino acids. The transcript has 8 exons. NCBI's taxonomy places the organism in Eukaryota, Metazoa, Chordata, Actinopteri, Cyprinodontiformes, Fundulidae.
CAACAGCCUGCCUCCCACUAUCAAACCCCACAGAGCUGCACAGUCCACAGCUGCCUAACGGUCCUCUCUACUCGCGUCGUCUCCUGACCAGCAGAAAGUCUCCCAUCAUGUACUACCAACAGAGCUACGGCAGCGGCCCCUCGGUCGUCACCAGAACAACCCGCAGCUACACAUCCAGCGCUGCCCCCCACAAGGCCCACAGUGUGUCAGGCCUGAGCUUCAGGAGCGGCCCCCGCAUCUCUUCCUCCAGCGCCCGGAUGGUCUCCUCCGGUUACGGCGGUGGUAUGGGAGGGGGCUUUGAGCUAUCCAACGCCCUGGACCAGAGCACCAUCCACCUGAACGAGAAGGCCACCAUGCAGAACUUGAACGACCGUCUGGCCAACUACCUGGACAAGGUGCGCUCUCUGGAAGCGGCCAAUGCCAAGCUGGAGAAGCAGAUCAGAGAGUACUACGAGAAGAAGGGACCGGCAGCCGAGAGGGACUACAGCAACUACUGGGCUAUCAUUAAUGACCUGAAAGAUAAGAUCAACGCUGCCACCAUUGAAAACGCCCACAUCCUGCUCCAGAUUGAUAACUCCAAACUGGCAGCAGAUGACUUCAAAACCAAAUUCGAUCAUGAGUUGAUGAUGCGCCAGUCCGUAGAGGCCGACAUCGCCAACCUCCGCCGCCUGCUGGACCAGACCACCCUGACCAAGGCUGACCUGGAGAUGCAGAUCGAAGGCCUGCAGGAUGAGCUGGCCUACCUGAAGAAGAACCACGCAGAGGAACUGGCAGCAAUGCGCUCUCAGCUCACCGGCACAGUCAAUGUGGAGGUGGACGCCGCACCUCAGCAAGACCUGAACAAGAUCAUGGAGGAGAUCCGCGCCCAGUAUGAAGGAAUCACUGAUAAGCAUCGUCGGGAACAGGAGGCUUGGUUUAAUGAGAAGUCAGCGAACCUGAACAAGGAAGUGGCCAUUAGCACAGAAGUCAUCCAGACGUCCAAGACAGAGAUCAAUGACCUGCGGCGCACACUCCAGGGUCUGGAGAUCGAGCUGCAGUCCCAACUCAGCAUGAAAGGGGCUUUGGAAAAUACGUUGGCAGAGACAGAGGCCCGCUACAGCGCCAUGCUCAGCGGUUACCAGAACACCAUCAACAUGCUAGAAGCAGAGCUCUCCAACGUGCGGGGUAGCAUCGAGACGCAGGGCCAAGAGUACAGGAUGCUUCUGGACAUCAAGACCAGGCUGGAGCAGGAGAUCGCCACCUACAGGAGCCUGCUGGAGUCGGAGGACGCCAGGUAAACCCAGCCAAUUGGCACAGGAACCUCAAAGACGACGGUCACAACGACAACUGUGCGCUCUUCCAGCUAGACAACCUGACUGGCAGGAUAAGCUGUUCUCACACACACAUACACACACACACACGCUAUCUGUUGAUCAAAUGCUGUUAAGUGAGAUGAGGAAAACAGUACUAACAAAUCCUGAUGUACAGUACUGUGUGUGUGUUUGUGUGAGACUUGUUUGUCAAAUAAAAGUUGCUGUUUGAGAUAAGA